Molecule: messenger RNA, 915 nt
Organism: Spirodela intermedia
Lineage: Eukaryota; Viridiplantae; Streptophyta; Magnoliopsida; Alismatales; Araceae
Source: the annotation of a GenBank genome assembly
AUGAGCAACCCAAAUCCCAGAAACGCCGAAACAUUGGAGCGUCCAGCCUCCGACAGCAGCAGCAGCGUCAUCGUCGGUGGCAGCUUGCAGACGGAGAGAGGAAGGAGAGAGGAAUUGGAGGUCGUCGAUUCCUUGGGCAUUUCGCGAACCAGGUCCAAGAGAAAUCCCGACCUUAUCGCCGACGAGGUAACUGCCCCCUGCAGCGAGUGCGGCAGGCGGUUCUGGUCGCAGAAGGCCCUGUUCGGGCACAUGCGGUGUCACCCAGAGCGGCAGUGGCGCGGCAUCAACCCUCCGCCCCAUCUCCGCUGUCCCCACGCGGCGUUUGAGCGCCCGCCGCUGCCGCUGCCGCCGCCGCCGCAGCCGCCUGGCUCUCUUCGCCCUCCAGCAGACCACAGCCAAAGCCAUAAUAGGGAACAUGAAGCCGCCAGGUACCUCGUCAUGCUGGCGAAAGGGCGGAGCUCUGCCGACGCGGGAACCGUGGACGCGCCGGUGGCGCCUCUCCCUCCGCCUCAUUUGAACUCCCAAUUCGAGUGCUCCAUUUGCAAGAAGGUGUUCCCGUCGUACCAGGCCCUCGGAGGCCACAGGGCAAGCCACAAGAACGUGAAAGGCUGCUUCGCCAGGGCGAGGGUCAACGAAGGAGAUGAACCUUGCGGGACAGGACGCGGCAGCAAGGAAAAUCCCACAACCAGCAGCGGCGAGGACGACGAGAAGAACGCAAACAUGGUCUGCUGGAGUGCUUUCCCCGGCGACCAAGCUCUCGCCGGGCAGAAGAGGUCCGACUGGGAUGAGUGCGGCACCUCGUCGACAGCUCUCAGUGGCCAUGUCCCGGAUUUGAACUUGGCGCUGCCUUUCGAGAACAAGGAGGACAGUGGGUCUUCCCCUGAUCCCGCUUUGGACCUCAAGUUGGGGACCUGA